CAGGCGGGAACCCAAAACACCCCAUCCAGAGAUAGGAAUUUCCUGCUAGAGAGGGGGAAUAUCCUAGUCUCUUGUCAGCUUUAGGGACGUAUCCCAAAGGGAAGGAUGUAGGUAGCCUGGUACUUAUUAGGCCUAAGUCUUAAGCUCUUUUUCCUGUGAACCCUCUGCUGGCUGUAUGUUCUGUUUCCAGGAUUGCCCUACUCUUGGGGGGUCAAGCUUGACCCCCAACACCCAGGAAACACACCUGCCUUCGCUCUCAGUCAGCUCCAGUCGUGACCUCGGACGGAUGUCCCACCAGCCAGAGCCUUCCAACUUAGGCCUAACGAGGCGUUACUGGUGCGCCCAGAGCCCCAGACCUGAGACAAAGCCGAUGCUGCAUUUCUACCAAUGUCCACUGAUCAUGGCAUCCAGGAGUUUGUAAUGCCACUGUAUUUCAUCUUAGUUUUGGCAUUAAUUCGUUUAGCUAUCCCAGACACAACAUUUGACCCAAUAGAGACUCCACAUGGUGAAGCAACAGUAAAGAGCAGCAUUUAUAGUCUGGAAGAUCAAACACUACAUGUCACCCCAAGUAAUACAAAGGUUAAAAAAGUGAUAGAUACUGUUAAAAAACUGGCAGAAGAAAACCAAAUUGUGUUGAAGAGUGCAUUUUAUGAGACAGAGGAAGACAUUUUAGAGCAAUUCAAGGAAAAUAAGUCUGUCAUGCAGUUUGCUGUUAUAUUUAGUGAGGACCAGUCUGCAGAUAUGAAUUACACAAUACGCUUAAAUCCCUUGCGGUAUUUGGUGGCACCUUCUCAAAGGUAUGGUGCUGGCAAGGAUUGCAGGGAAACUGAGGGUCUUAGUUCCUAUAAAUGUCCUGCAAAUUCUUAUUUUACCUCAAGCUUUGCUGUUAUUCAGAGUCUAAUCGACACUGCUUUGAUUCAGAUGACUACAAAAAGGAUCAUGACAUUGCCAAAUGUCACUUUACAGCUGUAUCCAAAAGAUGCGUUCACGUCAGACGGAACCUUUGUGCUGCGGAGUAUUGUCCCUUUGUACAUGGUUUUUGCAUGGGCACAGUUUAUUGUGUAUAUGAUGAUGCUUGUUGUUGAAGAGAAAGAGAAAAGAAUUAAAGAAGGCAUGAAAAUGAUGGGCUUGAGGGAUUCUGUCUAUUGGUUGUCGUGGUUUACGAUAUACGGGGGCUACGUGAUCCUCUUAUCUGUGAUAUGCAUAAUUAUCCUUCCUCUUGCUAGGGUCUUUGUACAUGUCAACAUGUUCCUCCUGUUUUUGCUCUUCCUUUUGUAUGGCUGCUCCUCCAUUGUGUUUGCUCUGAUGUUGACACCGUUUUUUAAUAAGGCAAAGGUAGCUGGAGUUGUUGGUAAUUUGACUCAGGUCGCAUUCAGCUUGCUGUAUUAUCUUCAAGUCUAUUUGGGUGACAAAAUAAGUCCUGGAGCCUUUUGGGCAUUGGGCCUCUUUUCUCCUUGUGCUUUCUCAAUGGCAAUUGACAAGGUGCUCUUUUUUGAUUUCUAUGGCGGCCUUAAUUUUGAUCGUCUUUGGGAAGGUGAAGGCCUUCCAUUUGCUGGCAGUCUUAUUAUGAUAUCAGUCGACAUCUUUAUGUACUUGUCACUUGCCUAUUACCUAGAUAAUGUUGUGCCAAGUGAGUAUGGUACUAAAAGGAAGCCAUGGUUCAUAUUCCAAAAGUCAUUUUGGAUUCAGCCAGACAAGGGUAUGAAGUUUAGCAAGUUACUGUCUGGAGAGAACAAUGGUUUUGAAGAUGAUGCGAUCCCUGAGUCUCCAGACCUUGAACCUGUAUCUGCUGAACUUCAAGGAAAGGCUGCUGUUCGAAUUCGUCACUUGAAGAAGGUGUUUCAGCCUCGUGGGAAGAAGCCAGUUACUGCUGUUGAUGGUAUCAGCUUAGACAUAUAUGAAAGCCAGAUAACUGCUAUUUUGGGGCACAAUGGCGCAGGAAAGACUACAUUAUUCAAUAUCCUAACUGGUAUGUUAGCACCGACAUCAGGAACAGCCACAGUGUUUGGUUUGGAUAUUAGUGAUGCUAAUGACCUAACGGAUAUUCGUCGUGUUACUGGUGUGUGUCCACAGCAUGACAUAAUCUUCAUGACACUAACUCCUCGUGAACAUCUGAGCUUCUUUGCACGAGUUAGGGGAAUCCCAUCAAACAGAAUUGCAACUGAAGUUGAGAAUACUCUCAAGGAAGUUGAUCUUACUUCUAAAGCAGAUACAAAAGGAGCAGAUUUGUCAGGAGGACAGAAGAGGAAACUCUCCAUUGGAAUAGCUUUGAUUGGAGAUCCAAGGAUUAUUUUCUUGGAUGAACCUACUGCUGGAGUAGAUGCUUAUUCCAGAAGACGAUUAUGGGCACUCCUGAAGAACCGGAAACAAGGAAAGGUAAUCUUGCUAACAACUCAUUUCAUGGAUGAGGCAGACAUUCUUGCUGACCGAAAGGCAAUAAUCUCUAGAGGCAGACUUCGCUGUUGUGGUUCAUCCCUCUUUCUCAAAAAUAAAUUUGGUCUUGGAUACCACCUGACUCUAGUAGUUGAUGAUGAAAUUGAAGAGAGUUCAGUCACCAGAGCACUGCAGAAUAUCAUAAAGGAAGCUCAACUGGCUCGACAUUAUGGUAAAGAGAUGUCUUUUAUCUUACCCUCUGAUUCUGUUAGUGCCUUUCCCGAUUUGUUUUCUCUUCUUGACCAACACAUAAAGAAAGAAGUGGAAUCUGUUGGUAUUGAGGGCUACGGCAUAUCAAUGACUACUCUUGAGGAGGUGUUUCUUACUUUAAGUGGAGAGAAUGAGAUAGAAGGUGCUGAACUGCAGUCUGUUGAGAACAUUGGUCAACAAAUAAUUAAAGAAAAAACUUCUGCGUCUUCAUCACCUGUUCAUCAUUCAUCCCCAGAGGUACUUAUAAGAAAUGGGGCUUCAACUAACAAUGCAACUGAGGGAUUUGCAAUAGAAACUGUGGAAGUAAGACCACAGAAAUGGCGUACUUUCAAGGCACUGCUGCAUGUUCGAACAUUGAAUACACUCAGAGAACCAGCAGCAGUGUUCUUUUUGGUGUUCCUGCCCUUGGUUUUUACUUGCCUUUCAAUUUACAUAACAAGUUUGCAAGAGAUUGUGGUACCAAUGCAAGACAUUCUACCACUUUCCACAGAUUUGUAUGGUGAUAAUAGUGGUGGAUUGCUGUACAAUAACACGGAUCAUGAGCUGAAUUCUGUAGAGUUAACACUGAGUAAUGCAAACAUAAGUGUCAGAUCCUAUAAUGGGAAUUAUGAAGACAUAUUUAAUGACAGACCUUCUUGGACUUCUUGGAACAUCAACAACUUUUCAUGGAAUGAAUUGGAAACUUCUGUAAACUUGACUAUAGGAUUUAAUGACACGUAUGUACAUUCCAUUCCAAUUCUACUGAAUCUUCUUAGCAACUCUAUUUUGAAUUCUGCAGGAGUCAACAAAUCCAUCAGCUUGGCAUCUCAGCUGCUGCCAAUAUUUGAAACAUCAGCCUCAUUUGAUUUGGCCUCUUUCUUUGCACCCAUGAUGAUUGGCUUCACUUUUACUAUGAUGCCAGCUGGGCUUGGCAUUGAGUUGGUCCAGGACCGAGAGACAAAGAUCCGUGAUCUGCUACGAUUAAAUGGUGUUGGUUUCCACAUGUAUUUUCUCUCGGUGUUGUGUGUGAUGAUCGUAAUGUAUGCCAUAAACUACAUUGGGCUUCUGAUAAUCGUAGCUGCAUUCAAUCUUUCUUCGCUGACAGUUCCAGCUGCAUUUACUGCAAUUGCUGUGCUAUACUUACUAUACAUGCCCUGUGCUCUUUUGUAUUCUGCUGUCUUUUGCUACAUUUUUGACAAAAGUGAAACGGCCCGACAGUUCUACCCCAGCAUAGCCACAACAAUCGGUUUUAUUGGUUAUACUGCUGUGUCUGUUGUUGACAUGAAAAUUGGUGGCUUCUCAGAUGAAGAAAAUCCAGCUUUUUACACACACAUUGCACUGACAAUCUUAAUACCUCAUUAUAUACCUUUUGGCAUUUUGUAUUAUGUAAACAGGGUAUAUUUGCUUUGUUCAGCAAGUCUUACCUGCACUGUUCCUGAAGCUAGUGCCUACCUAAGCCCAGAAAUCAUCAUCAUGUUUAUUAUGGUCUUGAUUGAUAUUCCUGUGUAUUACUUCUUGUUGAGGUUAGCAGAUGCUGUCAAGCAGGGAGGAAAUUGGAAGGAAGCCUUUUGGAUGAAGGGGUCACCAAGGAAGGUUCCAGAUAAGGAGUUGGGUAUUGAUGCACCCGUUGGUGAAGAUGAUGACGUGUGUUCAGAACGAGCAUUGGUGUCCGAAGCCUUACUUAGAAAUGGAGAAGUUCCUCCUGUUCUUAUCUAUGAUUUGGGUAAAAUAUAUACAAAAGGAAAACAGAAGAAUCCUUGCAAACGUUCAAAUGGAGAAGAAACUAGUUUUGUUGCACUGAAGAGUGUUUCUUUAGAAGUUAAGUCAGGACAGGUGUUUGGCUUACUUGGCCCUAAUGGUGCAGGAAAAACUACAACCCUAAGCAUAAUGACAGCACAAGAGAGUCCCUCCAAAGGCCAAGUACAAAUCUGUGGGACAGAUGUUACUUCCAGUCUAUCUGAAGUGUUUAAUGAUCUUGGAUACUGCCCCCAACAUGAUUCAUUGUGGAAAAAUAUAACAGUUGCAGAACAUAUAGCAUGUUUUGCAUCUGUUCGAGGAGUGAAAGAGGACCAAGUAAAGCCGUUAACUGAACUGUACCUGAAAGGCCUGGAGAUAAUGGAACACAAAAAGAAGAAAAGUAAAAAUUGUUCAGGAGGAACUAAACGCAAGCUCAGUUACAUUUUAAGCAUGAUUGGUAAACCACAGGUGGUUCUUUUGGAUGAGCCAUCAACUGGAAUGGAUCCACAAUCGAAACGCUUCUUGUGGAACUCCAUUCUUGCUUCUUUUAAGGGCCAGAGAAGUGCAAUUCUAACGACCCAUUCCAUGGAGGAGGCAGAUGCUUUGUGUUCAAGAAUUGGCAUCCUUGUUCGUGGUGGUCUCAGAUGCAUUGGUGCUAUCCAACACUUGAAGAACAAAUAUGGAGGUGGUUAUAGUUUAGAGCUCAAAUUGAACACUCGUACAUCUUUGAGAGUGAGUGAAAUUGGUGGUGUUUCUGAGAGUCCAGAACAAGGAGAUGGAGUGGAACGUAGGAAAGAUGAGAUGAGCCACAUGGUUACUGAAGCUUUCCCAAAUGCAGUUAUUGAUGAGCAGUUUGAUGAGCGCAUUGUCUACAAGAUUCCUCAAGAUGACGUCACAAGUUUAGCAGGAUGCUUCUCAAUGUUAGAGGAAGCAAAGAGAAGGAACUUGUUACUGGAGUAUGCCUUAAGCCAGACAACCUUAGAGCAGGUAUUUCUGAAGUUUGCUCGGGAGCAAGAGGAAGAUGACAGUCCUUGUGGCGAGUAAAUUUAUAAUUUCAAAAGCUCCUUGUAACAUGACACAGUAUGUAGUUUCAUAUUCUAUUUAUUUAAAUAUAAAAGAUCCUUGUAAUAUGAUGCACUAGUUAGUUGAACAUUUUAUGUACAAUGUUAAUAUUUUAUAUGAGAAUAGUUUGUGAGUUUUUUAUGAGCUUUAUUACUGUACUUAAAUUUACAUUCCAUUUAUACUUUUGUGUGUGAAACACUUGUAAAGUAUUUCCUUGAAGCAGUCAUUGAUUUUGAGCUAGAAUUUAGUUUUUUGUACAAAUUAUUACGUACUUACCAAAUGGCUGUACAGGCAGUCCCUGGUUAUUGGCGGGGGUUCUGUUCCCGUACCAGUGCCAAUCUGAGGCUGUGCUCCGCCGACAAGAGAGGAUCAGCGCAUAUUGGCACCGAAAAUUCAGUUACCAUUGACGCUAGACAAGCACAAUAAAACCGGAUCACUGAUAACCAAGACCGCCGAUAACCAGAGACUGCUGGUAUAUACCGGAACAUGCUGCAAUACUUUGUUUUCAGAAACAUUUAUAGUCUUAUUAUCAUAAAAUUAUUUUUUUCAAUAUUCAUAAACUGUCAUAAAGGAGUUGCAUAGCAAGGUAACGUUUCAGUUUAGGUGUUUAACUCCAUACACGUAUUGCAAAGGAUAUACGUGUAGUAAGCACCAAGUUUCUAAAAAUUGGAAUGGAGACCUUGAUUUCAAUGGUAUUAACAUGUGUAAAUAAUGGCUGAGGGUGAAUUCUCUUGUUCUAUAAUUAUUACAGUACAGGUAUACCUCACAUAACAUGUAAUGUGUUUCAAAACAUGCACAUCAAGUAGAAAAACAACUUAAACUUUAAGCGCCUUACAAAGGAUCUAUACCCCUAUAAGCACCCUGCAGCAUCAUCAGUAGUUGCUGUCAAAAAAAUAUAAAAAAAAUCCAUACUGUCUAUGUAAUAAAAAUACAAUAGAUAUACAUUUUCCUUCAUAUUUAUGUAAAGAACACCCAAAUCAAUCCUAAGCACCCUAUAACAACCAAUAACGAUGCAAGCGACUUUUGUUUUUCUUAUUAUGUAAGAAAAAUUGCCAGAAAGUUGAAAACUACAGAACUGGAAACAACUUAAGGUAACUGGAAACGACAUAAGGCAAGGUAUGACCAAAUAAGUUUCCCAAACUUUGCCCCUAAAACAAAUUCAAGGUGGACAAGCUAGUGAGUGAUUUGUCAUUACAGUAUGUUUGGCUUCAUGUGGUUGCCUUGGAAAAAGAAAAAAAUCACUUUGAUUUUUCCAGCAGUUAUGGCAAAUUUCACUAAGAGUGUGGAAAGGAAGAUGGAAGAAAAGGAAUAUGAAUGGAGGUACAGUAAAAGAAAGGAAAGGUUGCAGCUAGGGGCCAAGGGGAUGCUGUAAAAAAACCUUAAGUAAUGCCUACAGUGCACUGCACAAGGUGUGCUGAUGGCACUACUCCCCUAUAGGGGUAUACGUACAGUAAUUUUUCAUAAAUUAUGAUUGCCAUUUAGAUAUCUUUGAGUUUUUUAUUAAAAUAUUUUAAACUGAAGUGAAAUUAUCAGAUUUACAAACACUGUUACUACAGUCUUCCUUUUAAGAAGUGUUAAUUGAACAAGGGCUGGAUCACCUGGACCUUUAUGCAUUUAAUUAUUAUUUAGGUUGUUUGAUUUGCUGAGGUUGUGAAUAAGGUUUUACUUUAAGGUGAACUGACUUCAGCAUUUUAAAAAAAAAUUUGAAUUGAGUUCAACAUUUCUGUUUAAGCACAAAACUUUUAAAUUAUGCAAGACUAAAAAUAUAUAUUUUUUAUAAUUUUAAGAUAUUUUAAAAAUUAUGUAGUUUGUUAGUAUACAGGAUAUGUGUAUAGUAGCUGAAAUUUGAAAAUUAACUAGCUAGAGAUUUGUGGUUGGAAUUUAUAAAUUUACUUGUCAGUUAAAACAAAGUAAAUUAUAUUUUUGAUAACCUCUAUAUUCUUACUUGGCCUUAGCAUAAUCAGUUGGCAUAGAGAGCAUUUUUCAAGAGUGAUUAAAACACCAAUUUAUACUGGUACUGGUGUUUGAUUAUUUUUGUAAAUUGUCUGGAAUUGAGACAAGGUGUGAUAAUUAAACAGAUGUAAGGAAUGGAAAUUAAGUGCAAUGAAUUUUGUCACUGCAUAAUAACAGUGAAUGGUAUGCCUGUACAUAUUACUUUUUAAGUGGUAAUUUUUUUUUAGAUUUAUGAUAUUAGUGUUUACAUUGAUGGUAAUAGAAAAAUUUUUUAUUCAUGGGUUAAAGAUUACAUUUAUCCAGUAAAAUAAGCUUACCCAAAGGUCUUAUUAGUACAUGAGUCAAAAAUUGUAUUUACUUAGUAAAGGAAGUUGACAUAAAGGGUAUACUGUAUAUGUAAUUUUUUUAAAUGUGAUUUCAAGUAUACUUACAGGGUUAUAAAAACAAACAAUAUUAUAAGUAUACCAUUAAGCCAUAUUUUUUGACAUGAUUAAGGGCAUUCUUACAUUUAAGUAUGAUAUAUACUCACCGGGUAUCCUGACUAUUGUGAAGUGUCAGGAGUAGGUGACUGUUCUUGAUUGGUCAUGAUUAAAAUUGUUUUUCUACAACUUGAGCCAUCACAUCAACAAAAUACCACUGAUUAUUUUUAUGAAAAACACAAAAAUGUGAUACAAAAAUUUAGUGAUAUUAUAAGAGUAAUCUAGUCAAAAGGGCAUUCUGUGUACAGUAGAUUGUGUUCAUUAGUUUCAAAUGAUUUUUAAUAAACAUUUUCAAUGGGCUAGCAUGUUAGCCCAGAUUUUUUAAUAGUUUUGUUAAACUAAUCAUUGUACACUUAAAUGUAAUAAAUGAUUACUUGUCACACAUAAAUAAUUAUUUUUUCAG
Messenger RNA from Macrobrachium nipponense, 8256 nucleotides. Its product is annotated as cholesterol transporter ABCA5-like. The coding region runs from base 388 to 5403 and encodes 1671 amino acids. Gene Ontology annotation, molecular function: ATP hydrolysis activity; ABC-type transporter activity; lipid carrier activity. The transcript has 32 exons. Gene Ontology annotation, biological process: transmembrane transport; lipid transport. The record is from RefSeq and is a predicted model, not a curated record. Lineage: Eukaryota; Metazoa; Arthropoda; Malacostraca; Decapoda; Palaemonidae. Gene Ontology annotation, cellular component: intracellular membrane-bounded organelle; membrane.